GUAACAGAAAUUCCCAUAAUUUUAUCAACUAUUGAAAAGAGUGAAGAACUUGAGACUAAAACGAAACUUACUACUGAAAUGGAAGAAGUCACAGUGAAAACGAGCACUGCUCUUGAUAAGGAGACAACGGUUACAAUGAUGGCCGAAGAUAUGGAAUCAAAAUCUGAGGACACAAGCAGGAGCACCGUGUCGGAUAUAACACAGAAAGUAACAGAAAUUCCCAUGAUUUUAUCAACUAUUGAAAAGAGUGAAGAGCCUGAGACUAAAAUGAAACUUACUACUCUAAUAGAAGAAGGCACAGUGAAAACUAGCACUGUUCUUGCUGAUAAGGAGACAGCGGUUACAAUGAUGGCUGAAGAUAUGGAAUCAAAAUCUGAGGAGACAAGCAGGAGCACCGUUUCGGAUAUAACACAAAAAGUAACAGAAAUUCCCAUGAUUUUAUCAACUAUGGAAAAGAGUGAAGAACCUGAGACUAAAACGAAACUUACUACUGUAAUUGAAGAAGGCACAGUGAAAACGAGCACUGCACUUGCCGAUAAGGAGACAACGGGUACAAUGAUGGCCGAAGACAUGGAGUCAAAAUUAGAAGAGACAAGUAAAAGUACCACAUCUGAAACACAAAAAAUUACAGAAAUUCCUAUAAUUUCAUCAACUAUUGAAAAGAGUGAAGAACCAGAUACUACAAAGAAACCAACAACUGUAUUGGAAGAAAGCACUUCAAAAAUGAGUACGACUGUUGCUGAUAAGGAAAAAACUAUGACAAUGAUGGCCGAAGAUAUGGAGUCAAAAUCUGAGGAGGCAAGUGAAAGUACCACAUCGGAAACAACGCAAAAAGUCACAGAAAUUCCCAUAAUUUCAACAACCACUGAAAAGAGUGAAGAAACUGAGACGGAAACGAAGUUUACUACUGUAAUGAAAGAACGCACUGCAAAAACGAGUACUACUAAUGCCGAUAAGGAAACAACGAUAGCUGGAGAUAAAGAAUCAAAAUCAGAGAUGACAAGCAAGAGUACUAUAUUUGACACAACCCAAAAAAUGGCAGAAACUUCAAUAGUUUCAUCUACUACGAAGGAAAUGACGUCAACAGUUAAGGAAGAAAUGUUAAGUUCAACGAUGAAAACCCCUAUGGUUAAGUCAAUUGAAGAAGAAAUGGAUUCAUUUACUCGUGAAUCAACACCACCAGAUGUUGAAGUGACUAAAGAAAGCGAAUCUGCUCAAAGUUUAACUUCUUUACUUUCCCUUGAGCCUGAAGAAACAACUUUCAAGACAAAGGAAAGUACUGCUUUUAAAGAAACUGUGAGCACCGAAACACCUGGAGAUGAAUCAAAGAAAACUCCAGUUUACACUUCGUUAGGAAUCACAGAAGCUUCAAGCCUUCAAACUCAGGAACACGAAACAGUUUCUGAGAAAGAAGAAAUUUCCACUAUUAAGACAACAGAGCCUGAAAUCACCACUAGCACCACUGGUCAUGUAGAAAAAUUAACUAUAAGUACUGAGAUAACAGAACCAACCAUAAGAACAACCGACUUAUCAGAUCAUGAAAGUACCUUUUCUAGUGAAUUGUCUGUAGAACCAGGAAAAUCAACGGCUGAAACACAAAAAGCUGAAAUUACAGUAUCGGAAGGACAAGAAUCAAGGAUUACGAGUAUCGCUCCAGAUAAAUUUACUGAAUCUGAAACCGAAAGCAGUUCAAUGCUUACAACUGCUGAGCUAAUUAAAGUGGAAAGUACCACAGCCCGAGAUAAAUUUACAGAAGAAACAAAAAUGACUUCAUUUCAUGAAUUGGAAUCCGAAACAGUCACUUCAAGCUCAUCAUCCGAUGAGUUAAAAACCACUUUAUCAACUGAAAAAGAUCAAACGACAGGAAUUAGUGAGGCUAGUCAGUCGGUUUCAGAGAUCACUAAAGAACCUAGCACACUAGCAUCAGAAACAAAAACUGAAGAGAGAACCACACUAAAGAUAACUGAGAAACCCAUUUUUAAAUCUGAGGAUAUAGCGUCUACUAUUACAAGCCAUAGCGUAGCCGAAACUGAAGCAUCUAGUCCAGUUACUUCAAGAGAAACAGCUGAAGCAGAAGAUAUGGCAUCUACUAGUGUAACCGAAUCUUCAAUAAAACAAACAAACGUAACCGAAAGCGUUCCAGAAGUAAAAACAACAGAAUAUGUAAGUACAGUUACAGUUAAACCAUCUACUAUUGCUGGUAUUCCACUCAUAGAGAGGAGGCUUCCCACCGACAGGACAGAGCGUCCACUCACUGAAGACUUAGAUCAAGUCAGCAAGUCAACUAUUAUCAGCACGGUAUCAACCACUGGCAUUCCUAUCACAAUGAUCAGUGAAACAACAACUCCGGAGAGUUUCGAGACUGAAACAAGAAUUUCAACAACAGGCGUUCCAAUUUCAACGAUAAGCGACUUAUUGCGAUCUCCUACAACUUUGGAGAGUUUAGAAACUGAAGAGAGAAUCUCAACAACAGGCGUUCCAUUUUCCACACUAAGCGAGUUAUUGCGAUCUCCUACAACUUUGGAAAGUUUAGAAACUGAAGAGAGAAUCUCAACUACAGGCGUUCCAUUUUCCACACUAAGCGAGUUAUUGCGAUCUCCAACAACUUCGGCUAUUUUAGAAACUGAGACUAAAAUCUCAACAACGGAAACUCCGUUACCAACUGUGAAUGAAACUUCAGAAUUCCCAACAACAGCAGAUAUUCUUGAAACUGAGACAAGAAUCUCAACUACUGGAGUUAUCGUCAAGAAUCUAACAGAACGUGUCACAGAGGCUACUGAAAUACCGACGAAAGCUUUCAAAGCCAUUGAAACGACAACGAUGUCUUCCAGCACACCUGUGACCUCAACAACAGAAGAGACU
Molecule: messenger RNA, 2862 nt
Organism: Parasteatoda tepidariorum (common house spider)
Lineage: Eukaryota; Metazoa; Arthropoda; Arachnida; Araneae; Theridiidae
Source: RefSeq, a predicted model, not a curated record